AUGUUUGCUAUGCUAAAGGAAACUGACACACAUUCACAAGAAAACACAGGUGAAGUGAAGAUUGUGCUGCUGGGAAAAACUGGAGUUGGGAAAAGUGCAACUGGAAACACAAUCUUAGGAAGAGACGCGUUUAAGGCACAAGCAUCUUUUGAAUCAGUGACUAAAGAGAGUCGGAGAGAAACAUCUGAAUUCAACGGCCGACACGUUACUGUGAUCGACACUCCAGGAUUGUUUGAUACUGAACUGAGUAAUGAGGAGAUCCAGAGAGAAAUCAGACACUGCAUCUCCAUGAUCCUGCCUGGACCACAUGUGUUUCUCCUACUGAUUCCUCUGGGACGAUUCACUAAACAUGAGGAAACAUCAGUGAAGAUCAUCCAAGAGACGUUCGGUGAGAGAUCUUCAAUGUUCACCAUGGUGCUCUUCACCAGAGGAGACAAUCUCAAGGACCAAACCAUUGAACAGUGUUUGGGAAAACCUGGAUCUCCUUUGAUGAAGCUGAUUGAAGCGUGUGGAAACAGAUUCCAUGUGUUCAAUAAUAAUCAGACUGGAAACCGAACACAGGUGUCUGAUCUACUGGAGAAGAUAGACAACAUGGUGACAGCGAACGGAGGGAGUUUCUACUCAUGUAAGAUGUUCAGACAGAUGGAGAGAGAAAAACAAGAACAACAGAUGAAGAUCCUGAUGGGCAGAGUCAGAGAAAGAGAAGAGGUGAUGAAGAAACUAGAAGAAGAGAAAGAGAGAAUGAAGAUGAUGAUGGAGGAAGAACGACAGAAUCAUGACAAAGAGAGAAAAAGAAGAGAAGAAGAACUCAAAAGAGAAAUAAGAGAACAAGAGAAACAUCAGAGAGAGAUACGAGAUGAGAUGAGACAAGAACAAGAGAGAUUUAAUCAAGAAAUAGAGAAAAUGAGGCGAGAAAAGGAGACUGUGAAGAAAGAAAAGGAAAAACUUCAGAUGGUAAUGGACAGACUGAUGAACAGAAUAGAGAGUGAGAGAAAGAAAAGAGAAGAAGAGUUUAAUGAGAGAGAAGAACGAUAUAGAAGAGGAAUAAAAGAGAAAGAAGAGAGUGAGGAAAAGAUGUGUGAGGAGAUGAAGAGAGAACGAGAGGAAUGGGAGAAACAGAAACUAGAGGAAAAGAUGAGAAGAGAAGAAGAGGAUGAGAAAAGAAGAGAGAAAGAACAGAGAGUUUAUGGUGAAUUCAACCAGAGACUGAAACAAGAGAGAGAGAGAAUGAAAAGAGAGAAAAAAGAUAUUCAAUAUAAACAUGAAGCAAAAGAAAACAAGAUGAAGAUCCUGAUGGAGAAACUGAACAGAGAAAGAGAAGAACUGAUGAUGAAACAUGAAGAAGAGAAAGAGAGAUUGAAGAUGAUGAUGGAAGAACAACAGAAUAAUUACAAAGAGAGGAAGAGAAGAGAAGAAGAGUUUAAAGAGAGAGAACAAUAUAAAACACGAAUAAAAGACAAAGAGAGAGAGAUGAAAGAGAAGAUUAAGAGAGAACGAGAGGAAUGGGAGAAACAGAAACAGCAAAGUCCAACAAACCGGUCAAAAAUACAACUGCCUGAUAUUCCGGCUUACAGUAUCCCAUCCAGACGGGUUCUUAUUCUGGAUAGAACUGGUUUUGGGAAAAGUGCAUCUGGAAACACAAUACUGGGAAGGAAAGUGUUUGAAUCUGACCAUGGACCAGAAUCAGUAACCCGUGAAUGUUCAGUGACACACACCACUGUUUCAGGCAGAUCUGUGUCUGUAGUUGAUACUCCAUUAUUUACUUUUUUAUUUAUUUUUUUAUUUUUUUUUAUUUUUUUUUAUAUUUAUUUUUUUUUGCAAUUAUAAACUUGCAACAUAUAUAUGUAUAUAUGGAAGAGCAAAGGGGGAGGAGGAAGAAAAAGUUUAACAGUAUACGUGAUAACAUUUCUACAUCUAUGCCAUCCAUCAUAUAUAUACAUCCAAACACACUCACAUAUGUAUACAUUUAUACUUAUGUAUAUAUCUAUAUCUAGUUAUAUAAAUAAAUACACAUACCUACAUGCACAUAGACACCCAUAUAUACAUAAUUACUCACAAAAGACAGAGACAAGUAGGUAAUAUAUAUUACUAAUGAUGUCUAUGUAUAAUUAUAGAUAUAGUAAAUAUACCUAAACAUCCUGAUUUUAUAUAGUUUGGGGCAUCGAUUCACUAAUAGUUUGCUGAUGCAUUGUGUACAAUAAAAAAGGUAACCCUAGAUUAUCCUAAAUUAUGUCUAGUUAUCUAGAUAGGAGGUUAGGGGUGAUAAUUGAAUUGUAAAAUUGUGCAGUUUGUUUUUUGCUACAGUGGUUUGUCUUUCAUUUGUAAUAUGUUCUUUUAAGAAGCGGAGCCAUUGUGUAAUAGAAAUUUGUAUUUUAUUUUUCCAGUGUAUGAGAAUGGUUUUCUUGGCACCAGCUAGAGACAAGAGUAGAGGAGCAAAUACAAUAUGUUCUAUUGUAUUUGGUAUUGUGGAGGUAUCACCUAACAGACAUAGUGAUCGGAUAAUUGGGAUAUUACAGUUAAACAUCAUAGAUAAUAUUUCAACUAUUUCAUUCCAAAAAGAGGUGACAGAUGUUGUCUGUAUUGCUGUAUUUUGAUAUAGAUUAUGUUUUUUAAUAGUAUUGCUAAGACGCGGUAAAUUAGAUAUUGGAAUUUCUUUACAUGAUGAUUGUUCAAGUUGAAUCCAGGGGUUUUGAAUGUGAUUAUCAUACUGACCCAUUUGGUCAUAUGAAGUAAUUGUGCGGCUAAAUAGUAAUAUAGAAAAUUGGGUGCUGAUAGUCCUCCUUGCUCUUUUGGUUUUUCUAAUAUUCUUAGUGCAAUUCACCAGUAGAAAUUGUUUAUUAUGCUGUCAAGUGUGUUGAACCAUUUUUUGGGAGGUUGUAUUGGAAUCAUUGUGAAGAGAUACUUUAUUUUUGGUAAUAUAGACACCUUGAUUGUGGUUGUCCGAUGAUUGAUAAUGGCAGAUACAUCCAGCGUUUUAAGGCAUUUUCUGUUUUUUUAAAAAAUGAGGUAAAAUUGAGAGCAUACAGAUCCGAUAUAUUUGAAGAAAACUGUAUUCCCAUGUAUAUAAUGUUGUCUAUUUUAAAUUAAUUGUUUUUUUAUUUUUUUAUUUUAGCUGAAUUGAAGGUUUUAUUUAAUGGAACUAUUAUUGAUUUAUUCCAGUUUACUGAGUAAUCUGAUAUAUUGGAGUAGUCCUUAAAGGUCCCGUUCUUCGUGAUCCCAUGUUUCAAACUUUAGUUAGUGUGUAAUGUUGUUGUUAGAUUAUAAAUA
Molecule: messenger RNA, 3267 nt
Organism: Megalobrama amblycephala (Wuchang bream)
Lineage: Eukaryota; Metazoa; Chordata; Actinopteri; Cypriniformes; Xenocyprididae
Product: trichohyalin-like
Exons: 3
Coding region: 1-1827 (608 amino acids)
Molecular function (GO): GTP binding
Source: RefSeq, a predicted model, not a curated record